This is a messenger RNA of Megalobrama amblycephala (Wuchang bream), 2729 nucleotides long. It is a transcript of the gene prdm1c, whose product is annotated as PR domain containing 1c, with ZNF domain. Gene Ontology annotation, cellular component: nucleus; cytoplasm. Gene Ontology annotation, biological process: cell fate commitment; regulation of transcription by RNA polymerase II. Gene Ontology annotation, molecular function: histone deacetylase binding; RNA polymerase II cis-regulatory region sequence-specific DNA binding; DNA-binding transcription repressor activity, RNA polymerase II-specific. The record is from RefSeq and is a predicted model, not a curated record. NCBI's taxonomy places the organism in Eukaryota, Metazoa, Chordata, Actinopteri, Cypriniformes, Xenocyprididae. The transcript is spliced from 7 exons. The coding region runs from base 132 to 2042 and encodes 636 amino acids.
GUAUCUACACAUUCAAGAGAGAGAAACAGAGGUAGAGAGCUUGUCUGCAACCUCCUCCUACAGACAGCUGGAGAGAAACUCACACUGACUCAACUCAAACCAUCACAGUGUAAUCUUAACUCGGAUUUGUUAUGCCAUCUAAAACACUCACCACCACAGCAAACAAGCGCAUCACUGUACAAAUUGAGGACAGCGUGGAUGUGACACACACCCGUCAUGUUAAAGAUCAAUGUGAGAUGGAAACCAGAGCCCAGACAUCAUUACCCAGAUACCUCAGAUUUACACAUCGCAAUCAGAAGGAGCUGGGUGUUUUCACCACAGAACCCAUUCCUGUAGGGACCCGGUUCGGCCCGCUGCUGGGAGAACCUCUGCACCGUGAAGAUAUAUCUGCAAACAUCAACCGGAAACACAUCUGGAUGAUCUUCUCUGAGGGGCAAUUACAUCACUUCCUGUCUUGUGAGGGCGAGAGCGACAGCGGUUGGAUGUGCUUUGUAAAUUCUGCCCCAUCUCCUUGGCAACAGAAUCUUGCAGGAUUCCAAAUUGGGAUGCAGGUUUAUUUCUAUGCAAUGAAGGAUCUAAUGCCGGGGGAGGAGCUACUAGUGGGGCGGAGCCUAGAAUACAAGCGGCCAAUGAGAAGCGGCCUUUCUGAAGCGGCCUUUCUGAAGCAGCCACCUCCCCCACACCCUAAUUCUCAAGAUAAAGAUAAGGUGAGGAGUAGAAAGAGAGGUUAUACCGUCACCGAGAUCCUGGAUCUGAACCCCGGGACUGAUCAUCACACUGUAACUCCACUUAGCACCAUCACACAAUCUAAAUAUGGGGAAAAAAUGACCAGAGACCUGCAGAAUCCAAAAUUACCUCCAUCUUUGAUGACUAAUAGCUUCUCUGACAUUCCUUUAAACGUAGGAGGACAUGUAUACACCCCUGCUAUCCCACAAUCCUUUAUGCCAAGGUAUAUAUGGCCUAUUAUUCAGUACGUGCCUUCACAUCAGCCAAUAAGAUUUGGCCGAACAGCAGCACACAUGUCUCAUAAUAUUCCCCUUCCACCAAUCCACAUGUAUCCAUCUCUUUUGAGUCAAACAUCCAAAGAGAAUCACCUUUCAUUAGCGUUGACCAAUAAAGACGACCUCAAAAUUGAUGUGAGAGACUCUACAAUAAAAGAGACAAAACCUAAAGACUUAACAAAGAUGUCACGUAACCCACCGCCAACCCUCAGCAACGCAACCGACCCUUCUCCUGCUGAAGUAUCCAGUGCUGAUGACAUCACAGCCAAUAGAGACUCACCUGAGAUGGGCGUGGCUUCCCCAGGUGGCUCCUCCUCUGCCGACAGAUACGGCACAGAGUCUCAGGGCGCCCAGAAGAAACAGACUGUAGGUUACAAGGCUUUACCGUAUCCAUUGCAAAGACAGAAUGGAAAGAUCCAGUAUGAAUGUAACGUGUGCGGGAAGAAAUUCAGUCAACUGUCAAACCUGAAGGUGCACCUGAGAGUUCACAGUGGUGAGAAGCCGUACAGGUGCGAAAUCUGCAGAAGGAAUUUCACCCAGCUGGCUCACCUUCAAAAGCACAUCCAGGUUCAUACGGGAGAGAAACCACAUGAAUGCCAUGUGUGUAACAGGCGUUUCAGCAGCUGCAGUAACCUGAAGACUCACCUGCGGCUGCACUCAGGUGAACGGCCAUAUGUCUGUAAGCAAUGCCCCGCCAGCUUCACCCAGCACAUCCACCUGCGGCUCCACAGACGCCUGCACACCGCUCCACGCUCACACCAGUGCCCGCAGUGCCCUCGCAGGUACACACACCUGUGCAGCCUACAGAUCCACACCCACCAGUUCUGUCCUGCCACCAGCGUCACAGGCUCCGCCUCUCAGCUGGACUUGGCCAAUGACGCGAUCGAGAGGUUUGAUCUCAGCGAAGGUGCAGAAAGCCUUGAGGUUAAUAUGGAGACGGAGUCUAUAAAGAGGAUGUGCCGGGUGAUCUGGACACAGGCACUUGCAGAUCCAUCUGUCCUCCACCAGGAAGCAGCACAGGUCCAAAUAAUAAAGAAAUGAAUCGUCCAGGCCUCUUUCUCCAAAGGUUUCCAUUAAACAAGAAGGUGAUCGGUAAAUUGUCUGAUAGAUGCACAGUCUUGACCUGUUUUCUGUGAUUUCCUGUUUAUAUUUUAAACAUACAUUUUCAGUUAUUUUUGUUUGUAUUUGACUGGCUUAUCAUUUAAAAGGUACAUAACACACACAGUUUUUGCCAAUCUCAUGUUAAUCUUGAGUACUUAUAGUAGAGUACAGUAGUAUUGCAUCCUUCAUAUCUCUGAAAAGUCUUUAGUUUUAUCAUAUUUAUAAAAGACAGAUAUGCUAUACUGACUCUUUCCGAAAACAGCCGAGCUCCUGGAGGCGUGCCUGCCGUGGGCAGAGAUAAAGAGUCACGAGUAUGCGCAGCUUUUGCCUAGAGAUCGUCUGCAAGCUGUGACAUCAUUAUACCUAAAAAGGGAACAAAAAAAUUCACGUUCUUUACAUUAUAUGAACUUGUGCGCCGAUUGCCAACAAAACACGGACAUUUGAUGCAGUUUUUCUCGCCGCCCGUGGUCUGCAAAUCCAGUGUCGAACUGGGACUUGUUUACAAAACAUUUGUCACCGAAAUUCCGAAUACAUGCACAACUCCGUUGCUGCCCUGGAAAAACAAACUUCAUCCACUGUUCCUUUAAAGGGUUAGUUCACCCAAAAAUGAAAAUUCUGUCAUUAAUU